This is a messenger RNA of Triticum aestivum (bread wheat), 3166 nucleotides long. Its product is annotated as disease resistance RPP8-like protein 3. Bases 1 to 2646 code for a protein of 881 amino acids. Gene Ontology annotation, molecular function: ADP binding; ATP hydrolysis activity. Lineage: Eukaryota; Viridiplantae; Streptophyta; Magnoliopsida; Poales; Poaceae. The transcript is spliced from 2 exons. Gene Ontology annotation, biological process: defense response to other organism. The record is from RefSeq and is a predicted model, not a curated record.
AUGGCCGAACACGCGGUCGCUGCUGUGCUGCAGCGGGCAGGCGCCACCGUGAUCCAAGAAGUCGCUUCUCUGGGCCAGGUUCCUGCCAAGGUGGAGGCCCUCAAGUCCGAGCUCAAGCGCAUGCAGUGCUUCCUCAGGGACGCCGACGCGAGGAUGGAGAGGGGCGAGAAUGAGAUGCUCAGCCAACUGGUGUCGGAGGUCAGGGACGUCGCCUACAGCGUCGAGAUCAUCAUCGACACGGCCAACAUCUUGGCCAGGGAGAACAACAGACCGCCGUCCCUCCUCGGCGCCAUAUCCAAGGGCGCCUAUUACCCGGUCCACUGCAAGCGCCUGCACAGCGUCGGAAAAAGAAUUGACCAGGUGACAGCAAGAGUUAAUAAGAUCUUCAAAGAAUUUGAAAAGUAUAACAUUCAGAGAACUAGCCUGACUGAGACAAGAUACAGUAUGGAUGAGAACGAGACUCUACGCUCUAGGAGACUGAUGCUUCCGGAUUUCGGGGAUGAGGUUGAUGUCAUUGGCUUUGACAGUGAAAUCAACCAGGUCAAGGAUCAACUGCUUGACUUGGAGAACAAGGACCUCACUGUCGUCUCCCUUGUUGGUCCAGGGGGCUCAGGGAAAUCAACCAUUGCCAGGAAGGUCUACAAUCUUGUCGCCAAAAAGCAUUUCAACUCCUCCGUAUGGAUAUGCAUCUCACAGCAAUUUUCGGUCUAUGGUGCACUGAAGGAUAUCGUUAAAGGGGUCAUGGGGAAUCAAGACUUCGAAGAACUAGGAACAAUGAAUGAGAUUGAAAUCAUCAAGAAGAUCCACAGUUUUCUCAAGGAUAAAAGGUACCUUGUAGUCUUAGAUGAUGUCUGGAAAAUGAAAGACUGGGAUAUGGUCCAAGCUGCCUUUCCUGAUGUGAAAAAUGGAAGCAGAAUUGUUCUGACAACUCGCAACUCAGCAGUUUCCAAUCACCCCAACGCAAGAAAAAUAAUCCAGCAGGUCAAGCUCCUUAACGACGACGAAAGUAUAGAGUUAUUCAACAGAAAGGCAUUCCCUUCCUAUGUCGUCCAUGGCAGAGAUGAUCUGGAUAGCUUCAGAGAACUAGGCAAGGUACUUGCAUUAAAAUGCAAUGGCUUGCCUCUUGCAAUUGUAGUCAUGGGAGGUUUCCUUUCAAAGAAUCUCAGGAUCACCGAGUGGAGAAGAAUGGUUGCUAGCGUAAACUGGGACACAAUGAAGAAUGAAGGUGACAUCAGAGCCAUACUGGACCUAAGUUACUAUGAUCUGCCAAGCAAUCUGAAGGCAUGCUUUUUGUACAUCACAUCAUUCCCAGAAGACUACGCAGUCCCGGUUGGCCUUCUGACGAAGUUGUGGAUUUCAGAGGGUUUCAUAUCAAACGUGCGUGGACGCUCCCUUGAAGAAACUGCGCUCGGGUAUGUGGAAGAACUGGCCCAGCGCUGCUUGAUCCUAAUUGAAAAGAAGAGCUCCAGGUGCAUCAGGGCCGUUAAGGUACAUGACGUGUUGCGCGACUGGGGAAUUGGGCGAGCUCGAAGAGAAGGCUUCUUGAAAGACUGCAGUUCCAGAGAUGAAGUGGAGACCUCAUAUUCCAAUGAAAUGAGAGCUUACAGGGUGGUUCUCUACGACUCCGUUUGCGUGAAGGUCGGUGUUGCUAUGCCAAAUCUGCACACCUUGCUGAUCUUCAAUGCAGCUCGGCUAGAAAAGGACGUCUUCUCUUUCCGAGGCUUGAAUUACCUGCGGGUACUCUACUUUGAUGGCAUGAGAGGGAGAUGGCAGCUACCUGCAGAGAUCGGCCAGAUGGUACAUCUGAGGUACCUUGGCUUGAAAGGUGGCACAUAUGUACUUCCUGCUGCCGUCAGUAAUCUCACAAACUUGCAAACUUUUGAUGCAAGGGAUGCCACAGUGGAAGCGCUCCCUAUUGAUCUCUUGAGCAUUUCAACACUGAAGCAUAUCCAUAUCUACAAGGUCGAGUCAUGGUCCAUGUGGAAGACGAACAUGCAGAGCAACCUGAAGUCACUUUUCAUAUUCCUGGCAGCCAACACCCCAAAGCAAUGGGAAGGAGCAACUGACAGAAUGGAAGAAAAUCCCUCCUGGUGCUUUGGGAAGCACUACCGGAGCGUCAAGCAGCUGGAAAUUGUCGGGGCGUGCGAGGACGAGUUUGGGGUGCCCAACGACCUGCAUCUUCCUGAUCUGCACCUCCUCCCGCACAACCUGAGACGGCUGAAAAUCAGCUGUCCUAAUCUGCUGAAUGAUGAAGACCCCAUGCCGACACUUGGGAGCUGGCUGACGUUCCUGAAUGUGUUGGAAAUAGGGGUCAAGUCAUACACUGGCGCGACCAUGACCUGCCCUUCUGGUGGGUUUCCAGACCUGCACAAUUUGGUGCUCCACGAUCUGGAUAUUGAGGAGUGGAUAUUGGAGGAUGGCGCCAUGCCGAAGCUCAGGAUACUAACUCUCUGCAAGUGCACCAAGCUGAAGGCGCUUCCGCAAGGAUUGCAGCACCUGAAGGAACUUAAGAAGCUGAAAGUGAUAGCAAUGCCUGAUUUGGAUCAAGUAUUAUGCUACCUGCUCCACAAGGCCGGACGCGAGGUCGUCAUCAGGUCGAGUGAGGAGGACUUUGAGCAUGUACAGAUCCCCAAGUAUGACAUCUAAGGAGUAACAGGCCGACAUCCAUGGACAACGGGGAGCAGAAGCAAGUUAAAUUCACCACCAUCUUACAUGCUGGGUGGAAUGGAUUUCUUCGAAAGGCGUACAGGUUUCUCCUGCGAGCUACUGGCCUGGAACUGACAAACUGUCAACGGGUUUAUCUCGCUACUAUUUAUUAUGUGCUUAUAUACCUAGAUUUUACUAAAUGCGUAUACUGUGCAACUCUGAUGUACAGGACACGGUUUGUAGUUUGAAAUAAAAAAAAUCAAGGGCUGAGGGAGAGAAGGCCCUUCGUACAUUUGUUCAAGGAGGAGAUGAGACAUCCCGAACUGUGGCCACGGGUGCUCUGUUCUCACAGUUUGUAAUUUGAGGUUAUGCUGAUUAGUGAUGUUGGGCUAUAGGAACAAUUAAGUGAAAAUUGGUGAAUUCCCCCCAAGUUCGUCGACCUAUGAUCAAAUGACCUAGAGUUGAUGGUCCUCUUGAUAAAAUGCCCUAUAGUUGACAAGCAUCUUGAAGAUUUGGCCUA